Molecule: messenger RNA, 1241 nt
Organism: Anastrepha obliqua
Lineage: Eukaryota; Metazoa; Arthropoda; Insecta; Diptera; Tephritidae
Exons: 4
Coding region: 367-1083 (238 amino acids)
Source: RefSeq, a predicted model, not a curated record
ACAACUGUAGCAGCCAAUAUGGCUUACUUAAUAUUUCAUUCUGCGUAUAUUCAUAUUAUCAAUCGUAUACAAUAAAGCAAAUUUCACAAGUAAAAUGAAGUGAAACGAAAUUAUACGGAACUGCAUAAUAAUUGAAUCAGACAAUUACCAUUCAAUACUUGUUUAAUAUACAGUUCACAAGUGGAAGAGUUAAUUUUGCUAGUGCUCAUGGUUUGCUAUAAAUAUCCCACGCACAAAUAUACAAACAGAUAAACAAUUUUACGUACAACAUAGGCGCAUCUUGCCUAGCUCCUCGUAUAGCUUUCUAUGAAAAUAAGAGUUUAUCUGUUACAGAGAUAAAAAUUAGGAAGGAAAGACUUUUAAAAAAUGGAUUGGCGGCAAGCAGAAAUUUUAGAUUUAAUAAGCAUGUAUAGAGAAUCUGAGUGCCUCUGGAACUGUGUUAAUCCAGAAUAUAAAGACCUGGAUUUGAAGAAAACUGCUUGGAGAGAAAUUGCGGACCAUUUCGAAAGAGACGUUGGGGAAGUAAAGAAAAAAAUCAAACAUUUGCGCACUAAUUACGUUGUGGAGAAAAAGAAAGUCGACAGUAAAAAAUAUGGCGAUUCUGGUGAAUCAAUGUACGAGCCGCGCUUAUUCUACUAUGACGAGAUGACUUUUCUGGACCCUGUGGUAGUUUUACGUGCAUGUAGCCUUGUUGAACCGCAUGAGGAUCCAUUAAGGGCAAAGAAACCCAAACGAGCCAUAAACGAAAGACCUGUGAUUGUUGAAAAGAGACAACGUGUAGACUCUACUGAUGAUGAGCUAGAAACCCCGCGUUCUGUAUAUAGACCCACUGAUACUCAUUCUGAAAUAGAUGAAGCACCACCGGAAUCACCACUAAUGGAGUUGGAGACAUCUACAGAUGUUGGGAAGGAAGAAACAUUUUGUGCAAUGCUAUGCAGUGAACUUAAAUUAAUAAAAUCCGAAGAAAUUUACGAUAAUGUGACUUUGGAAAUUUUUGCAAUUGUGAAGAAUGCAAAAAUGGCAGAACGUCAAAUAAUUUAUCAGCCCGAAGAGGAAAGGAGUACACCUAAUAAAAGAACGUGAAAGAACGUUGCUCAUCACUUUUAUAAUUUAGUAAUUUAUUACGCAAUCAAGGCAACUAACAGAAAAGGCUAAUGGCCUUAUUAAAUACACAAAUGAAUGUUUAGUGUACAAAUACAAGUAAUUAUUAAGCAAAUAUAAGAGAUAAAAGAUGACCUGUA